This is a messenger RNA of Paramecium sonneborni, 1032 nucleotides long. The record is from the annotation of a GenBank genome assembly. Lineage: Eukaryota; Ciliophora; Oligohymenophorea; Peniculida; Parameciidae.
AUGGAUUCAAAUAAUAAUCAACAAAAUGAGGCAAAAAAACUAGAAAUCAAAAAUUUCUCAUAUGAAAUAGUAAGUUCAUAUCCUUCAAAAGGACAUUCUUAUGCAAUGGCAUUCAAUCAUGAUUGUUCCUUAUUAAUAGCUGGAUUUGAAUCAUAAAUCCAUAUCUAUGAACAUAAAGAAGGAGUUCUAAUACAAAAAUAAAUAUUGAGAGAACAUUUAUACUAAGUCAACACAUUAAAGUUUUUUGAAAAAUCCAAUCUCUUCAUUUCUUCUUCUUCAGAAAGUGUCAUCAUAAUUUGGUCCAUUGACUCUAAUAAUUAGUGGAUUCCUUAAUAAAAACUAUUAGGACAUACUAUUUAGAUUAAUUGUUUAGAACUUAAUCAAAAUGAAGAUUUAAUAGUCUCAGGUGCUUAUGAUAAAACAAUCAAAUUUUGGGAAAAAUAAAAUUAAUGGAUUUGUUAAUAAACUAUUUCCAACUAAUGUGGUGCUGUUUAUUAAUUAAGUUUUAAUGAUUCUUAAAAUUAACUUAUUUGUUGUUCAGAUGAUCCAUUAAUUUUGAUUUUGUAAAUGUCAUAGAAUGAUUAAUAAUGGAUAGUUUUUUAGAAAAUUAAAUUAGAUUAAAUUGGGUAUCGUCUUUGUUUUAUUGAUGAUUACCUUUUUACAAUUUAACUUACUCAAGGAAAACUAUAAUUCUUUGAAUCUGAUUAAGAAAUUAAAACAUUCAAGUUAAAAACAGAAUUGAAAUUAAAGUCUGAUAGCCCUUAAGACCAAAAUAUAUUUUUUCCAUUACAAUAUAUAAAAACUAAAAGAUUACUUGUAAGUAAAAAUUAUUAAAAUGUUCAUUUAAUUCGGAUAAUGGAAAAUUAUUAAUUUCAUCCUGUAUAAUCUAUUUAAUAUGAUGGCACCGCAAUAUUUGGUUGCUUAAGCAAAGAUGGAGAGUAUUUGAUCACUUUUGAUGGAGAAAUAGAUAUGUAUAAUAACAAAUAAGUGGGCUCAUAUCAACUUAAAAUUAGAAAAGUCAAAGACUUAUGA